UAUCCAUCCACCAUUUUGUGUCAACAUUUUUUUUGUUUCAUUCCAUCUUCUUACAAACACCUGUGGGUUAUUUGUAUGAUGCACGUGUCGCACGUUGGCUGAAGUCAAGCUCACUCUUCAAUACUGAAUCCCACCCCCACUGGCCCCUCCCACCAUCAUGUUAUCAGUAUUUGCAGGGUGACCCUUGGGAACGCCCAAUCAGACGUUUCAUAAAGCGAUAAGAAAGGCGUUCUUCGACUGCUUCUUUGCAAGGCAAAAUUGAAAGUAGAUGUGCUGCUGUGAAAGUGGUAAAGAAUAAUUAAACAUGCAUCUUAUAAACUGCGUCUUUCUGCUGCACCUGAUGCUCGGGAGUGUGACGGGAGAGUGUGACAGGUCGCCCGACUGCGAGGUUCUCUACGAUAGAAGCAUCACCGAAAUCCCCGCCACCCAGAAAGCUGGCAUCACCCGGGUUUAUUUCGUGGGCAGCCAGAUUUCCACCAUCCCCGACCGAGCCUUCAUCAACAGUCCGCAGCUGGAGAUUCUGGACUUCCUCGAAAUGCCCAUCGUGUCCGUCGAAACGCACGCCUUCCAAGGUUUGGACAGGCUGAAGUCAAUCGAAAUUUCCACUACGAAUCUGACGUCGUUGCCCCUGGGCGUGUUUCAGAACCUGCCGAGCCUCGAGAAGCUGGUUCUCAAAAUCAACAGAAUCCAGAAGCUUGAGAAGGGACUGUUUGAUGGCCUGAUGCUGAAAGAGCUCCAUCUUCACAUGAAUGAAAUCGCCUCGAUCGACGAGGGAAUUUUCGAUCAGCUUGAAAACCUCACAUUGCUCCACCUGGCAAAGAAUAAAAUCUCCUCCGUCUCCACGGCACUGUUCGCAAAACUCAGUAAAUUGCAGAGACUCAGACUCUACGAGAAUGGCAUCAGUGCCAUUCCUCCUGGGAUCUUCGAUGAUCUACCGGAUCUGAAAGAAAUCGCCUUACAGGGCAACAAGAUAACAGAGAUACCACCGCAUUUAUUUUCAAAAAAUACCAAUUUGGAAACAUUAUAUUUAGAUAAUAAUUUUUUGUCUGAAUUGCCUUCUGAAAUUUUUGUGGGACUUCCUAACAUAAGAUUUUUGACCCUUCAGCAGAAUCAAAUAGCCAGCCUACCUCCCGUGCUCUUUGGCGAAAUGCUUAGACUGUCCAACCUGAAUCUCAACGGGAACAAUCUCACUGUCCUUCCUGCGGGAGUAUUCAGUCCCUUAAAAAAACUCAGCAAGCUUGACUUAUCGCAAAACAAGUUUACCACUUUGUCCGAGGAGUAUUUUGAAGGUCUUGUGAGACUUGAAGACUUGAAUCUACAGAAAAAACAUGAUUGAGUCAUUAAAACCGAAAAGCUUUGAACAACUGACAGAGCUGAAAACCUCCGGCUGGCACAUAACAAACUGAGAACUCUUCCUGAAGGGAUAUUUGACUCUUUACCAAAACUUAGCAAGGUAUAUCUGAACAACAACCCCUGGCACUGUGACUGCAGGCUGAUAUCGUUCUUUAAGUGGAUGAAAGCGAACACAAAAAAGAUCAAGUCCUCCUCGCCAGAGACUUGUGAAUCUCCUGAAAGUCUAAAAGGACAAGAAGUCAUGUCUCUCAAAGAAGAUGAGCUGAUAUGCCCAACCACUCCUGCAAUCGCCACUACUGUGCCUCUCACCACAACAACCAGCACUACUGUUGCCAUGACAACAGAAUUACCUACAACAACCGUCCACAUGACCACACUCCCCACCACCCAACCAACAACCGCCUUGCACACCACCACUACUCCGUCAACCCAGACACCUACCACCAAAAGAAUAACCACAGAGCCCACAACUGCACCAACCACUAUGUUGACAACCACAGUAGCUAUGACAACUGCUCCCACCACUAUGUUGACAACCACAGAGGCAACCACAGUAGCUAUGACAACUGCGCCCACCACAAUGUUGACAACCACAGUAGCUAUGACAACUGUGCCCACCACUAUGUCCACAACCACAGUGCCCACCACAGUAGCUAUGACAACUGCACCCACAACUAUGUUGACAACCACAGUGCCAACCACAGUAGCUAUGACAACUGCGCCCACCACAAUGUUGACAACCACAGUGCCAACCACAGUAGCUAUGACAACUGUGCCCACCAAUAUGUCCACAACCACAGUGCCCACCACAGUAGCUAUGACCACUGCACCUACCACUAUGUUGACAACCACAGUGCCCACCACAGUAGCCAUGACAACUGUGCCUACAACCACCGCCUUGGCAACUACUCCGACAACCACAACCUUGAUCACAACCCUUGCCCCAACGACUACAGCUUCCACCUCUGCUCUCUUAACAACAGCCACUACCACCGUGAGCACAGCCCUCACGACAACCGCUCCCCCUACCACAGCCCUCCUGACAACAUCCGCACCGGUCACCAGCACAGAGAGGACUACAUUUCCCACGAUGCCGAUGGAGUUCUAUUGCCCCGUGACUUCCUCCUCCGCUCGUCGUUCCGCCUACAGUUCUGAAAGGGAGAGCUGCGGGGCGCUGCUCGUCUCUUACGCGGCGAUGGUCGCGUUGGAGCUGUGCUGCACCGUGGUCCUCGCCCGGUUCACCUACACGCUGUACUGCUCGCUUCAGCACGGAGAGAGGCUCUACACCAGAGUCAACCUCACGCGCUUCUCCUACAGGAAGGAAGUCAUUUUACGGCCUGUGUCUCACGCUGAGACGGAAGCCUUGUGAAUCUCGCGCUGCAGGAAUAUGAAUCUCAAGUGUUACGGACUGACCAAACCUGGUAUGAGACCAGAGGUAGCCUAGCGUAUGCGCACCUUUUCAAUAUCAAGCUCUUUACUUUCACUGAUGCAAAAAGGUGAGCAUUAAAGCUGCUGUCGGCAGCGCUCCCAACAGCUGCAAUAUGGUGAAGCAGCUCUUUCUAUGAUUGCUGCCAAUUGAGCAUGACCAUUCCCCACUAUCUUAAAAAAAAGUUUUAUUAACAAUAAAUUAGUAAUAACUAUGGUAUUACUGUCUAAUUAUAUGUG
Molecule: messenger RNA, 3018 nt
Organism: Anguilla anguilla (European eel)
Lineage: Eukaryota; Metazoa; Chordata; Actinopteri; Anguilliformes; Anguillidae
Product: salivary glue protein Sgs-3-like
Exons: 2
Coding region: 1514-2722 (402 amino acids)
Cellular component (GO): extracellular matrix
Molecular function (GO): protein binding
Source: RefSeq, a predicted model, not a curated record